GUAUCUCAAAUAUCAGCCUCUACCAGUUGUAUAGUUCUCCCUUAUUUGAUAUCAGAGAGCCCAAUGGAGCCUUCUGAAGUACCUAGUCAGAUUAGCAAAGAUAAUUUUUUAGAAGUUCCUAAUUUAUCUGAUUCUCUUUGUGAAGAUGAAGAAGUUAAAGUUACUUUCAAACCUGGUUUCUCCCCUCAACCAAGUAGACGAGGUUCUGAUUCCUCUGAAGACAUGUACCUGGACACUCCAUCUUCAGGAACUAGAAGAGUUUCAUUCGCUGAUGCCUUUGGAUUCAAUCUUGUGUCUGUUAAAGAGUUUGAUUGCUGGGAAUUACCGAGUGCUUCAACCACGUUUGACUUAAGAAAGGACAUUUUCCACACAGAAUAUGUUUUAGUUCCACUAUUUGACUUGCCUUCUUCAAAAGAAGAUCUUAUGCAACAGCUACAAAUACAGAAAGCGAUUUUGGAGUCAACUGAGUCUCUUCCUGGGUCUACAAGUAUCAAGGGUAUUAUUCGAGUUUUGAAUGUCUCUUUUGAGAAGUUAGUGUAUGUGAGAAUGUCCUUAGAUGACUGGCAGACACAUUAUGACAUUUUAGCAGAAUAUGUUCCUAAUUCAUGUGAUGGUGAAACUGAUCAGUUUUCCUUUAAGAUUUCGUUAGUUCCUCCUUAUCAGAAAGAUGGCAGUAAAGUUGAGUUUUGUAUACGUUAUGAAACUUCUGUUGGUACAUUUUGGUCAAAUAAUAGUGGCACAAAUUAUACCUUGGUUUGUCAAAAGAAGGAACAAGAGCCGGAGCCUGUAAAACCCCGGGAAGAAGUUCCUAAUCGACAAAUAAAAGGCUGCUUAAAAGUAAAAUCAAGUAAAGAAGAAUCAGCAAUAACAUCAGAAGAGAAUAACUUUGAGAAUCCAAAGAUGACAGAUACUUAUAUUCCAACAAUCGUUUGUUCUCAUGAGGACAAGGAAGACUUGGAAACCAGUAAUCAAAAUGUAAAAGAUGUAAACAGGGCACAUGAUGAACAUAAUGAAAACGAAUUAGAGUUGAUGAUAAAUCAACACUUAAUAAGAAUGAGAAGUACGGCUUCCAGAGAUGAAAGGAACACAUUUUCAACAGAUUCAGACAAUUUUCCAAAUACAGCAGAGGGGUUAAAGAAGAUGCAAAUCCAUGGUGAAAUACGCACUGACUUGUUCCAAAGGUCUUUGUCUCCAAGUUCAUCAGCAGAAAGUUCCUUAAAGGGAGAUUUUUACUGCAGUGAAAAAUAUUCCUUAAGAGAUGAUCAUAGUCUUCAAACUUCAGAGAAAAUUACUUCAGAUAUGGACGAAAUCCAGUCAUCUUUGGGAGGAACUAGUAGUGGUGAAUCAGUGCAAUUACACAUUGGCAGCAAAGAAGUCCCGGAUGAUAAUGCUAACCCAAGCAAUGGUAGUGGCAGAGUGCAAAUAUCUUGCUCCUCCUCAGAUCAACUAAUGGCAGGCAACCUUCAUAAAAAACAUGAAGGAAGAGCUAAAAAAACUGAAAUAAAAGAUUGGGAACGUUUAAGAGAUUUCCAUCCAGAUGAAUCUGCACAUUUCAAAGAAUCAACAAAAAAGGAAUUAUCUGAGGAAGAUUAUGGCAACAGUAAGGAUGAUAAGGAACAAAGAAUAUACGCAGAUGCUAAUGAAAAACAAAGCAAACAUUUUCAAUCAAUCUUACAUGACCAAGAAAGGAAGAUGGGCCACCCUGAAAUAAGCAUGGAAGGAAUUGGAGAUAGAAACAGAGACCUAACUGCUCUGCUGAGCAAAGACACCACAGUUCCCACCUGGGUUGUUCCCACAGCAGAUACAUCUCAUUUGCCAAGGACAAAUUUAAGUUGGGAAGAAGCUGUAUUAACCCCAGAGUGUGAUCAUUUGACUAGAGAAGGCAUCAGUUCAGGAGGGUUAGCUAGUCAAGUUUGUUCAUCAAAAAAUCGAAAUGUUUUGAGGAAUGAUUAUCUUUUCCAAGUUGAAGAAGAAAAAUCAGGAUGGGUUAAUCCUGAUGAUCAGGAUAAGAACCCACAGCAUAAACUAAGUUGGAAUGUUCUGGAAAGUCAGGGAAAAGCAAGAAGGAGUAAGACAAAUAUAACAGAGCAGAUCAAAGGAAAAGCAGAUUGUGGAGACAUGUGGGGAAAAAGAGAUAAUACAAGGAGUUUGAAAGCUACUACAGAAUUGUUUACCUGCCAAGAAACAGUGUGCUCUGAACUGUCUUCUUUAGCUGAUCAUGGUAUUACCGAGAAAGCAGAGGCAGGUACAGCUUAUAUAAUUAAGACAACAUCAGAAAGUACUCCAGAAAGCAUGUCUGCUAGAGAAAAAGCAAUAAUUGCUAAGUUACCUCAAGAGACAGCACGAAGUGACAGGCCCAUCGAGGUAAAGGAAACAGCGUUUGAUCCACAUGAAGGGAGAAAUGAUGAUUCAUAUUAUACCCUUUGUCAACGAGACACAGUAGGUGUAAUCUAUGACAAUGAUUUUGAAAAGGAAUCACGUUUAGGUAUUUGUAAUAUAUGUAUAGAUGAAAUGGAGAAGAAAGAAACCAUGUCUAUGUAUAACCCUGGGAAGACACAUGACAGGGAGAAACAUGGCAUUGGAAACAUAACAUCUGUAGAAGAAUCCUCCCAGGAUAUUGCAGAAAAUCAUGAAGCAACUUCAAAGCUGGAUUUACAUUUGAGAAUGUUACCACCAGACAAAAAAAUAUUUUCAGAAAACAGAGAUCGUGAACGGGUUCCAGAAUCAAACAAAAUGGACUUAGAUGCCAUUGUGCAUUCUGCCUUUAACUCAGACACUAAUCGAGCUUCUCAGAAUAGCUCUCACAUUUCCAAACGCUGUACUAAAACUUCAGUGUCAUCUUAUAAACAGCCAAUUGCUGUGGAGAAUACAAUUACUACCAUGACUCUCCAAUCUAUUGCUGCUAAAUCAGAAAAUAAUUGUAAUCCAACAAGAGAGAUCCAGGGUAUUGAGAAGCACCCUCAUUCUGGAUCUAAACCUGAAGAAGUUUCCAAAAGUCCAGGCAUAGUGACAUCAGGUAGUAGGAAAGAAAGAUGUAUAGGCCAGAUUUUCCAGUCAGGAGAAUGCAGUGGGGAAAAGUCUCUAGGGCCAACAGUUUUAAUCAGUGAAUCUUUUGAGAACCUGGAAGAAGCUAAGCAUGAAAGUGAAGGAUUAAUAAACUCUGGACAAUUGCUAUGCUCUUCAGAAGGUAAGGAAUCUGAGGACUCUGCUUCUGCCAGUCUCCCUGUCCAGGAAAGUCAAGCUCAAAGCAAUGAAUCUUUAUUUUCAAAGUAUGCCAACUCAAAAACACCCUAUUUCCUUUUGUUUCUGAUAUUUCUUGUAACUAUCUACUAUUACGACUUAAUGGUUGGCUUGGCGUUCUACCUUUUGUCUUUGUACUGGCUGUCUUGGGAAGGGGGUAGACAAAAAGAGUCCGUCAAAAAGAAGUAACCUCAGCACUAUUAUUAUUCUCUCCUAACAGAUAAGCUAUUUAGCCCCAAACAUUUGGAUUGGUGAAAGAGACUAUUCAUUGUUCAAAGAUCCAGUGCAGUUUUUCUCUUGAAGGAUCAUUUAAAAAGGAAUGCAUAUGAAGUUUGCUCCUUCAUAUAAGUAAUUAUUCUAUAUAGGACCAUUAUGUUUGGAUCAUUAAAUACCUAUAUGAAUAUGAGAUCUGAAGCACGUCAAGUUGAAAUUAGGUACAGCUGUUGCUCCUUAGCAGGCUAUGAAGUUGCAAUGCUUCACAUCUCUUCACUACUUAAAGUGCUAUUUCUCGUCCUCAUUUCUUUUGCAGUAAAGCUUCAUUUUUUUUUCUUCCCUGAGAGUAUAUUUCCCCCUACGGUUUUAAAAAACAGAUAAAACAUGGACAA
This is a messenger RNA of Carlito syrichta (Philippine tarsier), 3845 nucleotides long. RefSeq names its product protein phosphatase 1 regulatory subunit 3A (gene PPP1R3A). The coding region runs from base 64 to 3429 and encodes 1121 amino acids. NCBI's taxonomy places the organism in Eukaryota, Metazoa, Chordata, Mammalia, Primates, Tarsiidae. Gene Ontology annotation, biological process: regulation of glycogen biosynthetic process. Gene Ontology annotation, cellular component: protein phosphatase type 1 complex. Gene Ontology annotation, molecular function: glycogen binding; protein phosphatase 1 binding. The record is from RefSeq and is a predicted model, not a curated record. The transcript has 4 exons.